CCCAACUCUCCUAACUCAUUCUCCACCACUCAUAUAGAAUCAAAAUGGCCACCAAACCCUUCGCCAUCAUCGCCGGCGUCGGCCCAGGCACUGGCGCCUCCAUCGCGCGCCGCUUCGCCAAAUCCUACCCAAUCGUGGUCCUCGCCCGCAACCCCGCAAACUACCAAGGUGUCGUCGACGAAAUCAACUCCACAGGCGGCCAAGCCACCGGCAUCAGCACGGACUUAUCCGACAGCGCCGGGGUGAAAUCCGCCUUCGAGCAAAUCAAAUCCCAAUUCAGUGGUGCGACGCUCGCCGCGGCGGUGUUCAACUCGGGGGGUGGGUUCGUCAGAAAGCCGUUUUUGGAACUUACUGAGGAGGAGUUUGGGGGAGGGUUUGAGAGUCAGGGAAAAGGAGCAUUCAACUUCGCCCAACACGUUCUUCCUCUCUUCAAUCCUACAGCAACCGAACACCCACCGACUCUCAUUUUCACCGGCGCAACGGCUAGUCUGAAAGGGUCGGCGAACUUUGCCUCCUUCGCGGCGGGGAAGUUUGCCCUGCGUGCGUUGGCGCAGUCCCUGGCGAGGGAAUUCGGGCCCAAGGGCAUUCAUGUCGCGCAUGUGAUUAUUGAUGGGGUGAUUGAUAUUCCGAGGACGAAGGGGUGGGUGUUUGAGAAGGAGGAUGCCAAGUUGGAUCCGGGGGCUAUUGCCGAGUCAUACUGGCAUUUGCAUACGCAGCCGCGUACGACGUUUGGGUUUGAGUUGGAUUUGAGACCGUAUGUGGAGAGGUGGUGAUACCUUAUUCAGUAGAGGACUGUGUACCGGGACAUAUGAGUGAUAUUCUGGGAGUGGAGGGAUUCUUCUGGUAAUUGAGAUAGCAGAGGAUAAUGUAUGGAUCCGUGGAUGAGGAUAUCAUAGCCUUUGAUAGUAGCUAUUCGAAGCAGAUAC
Aspergillus ibericus CBS 121593 is the source of this 926-nucleotide messenger RNA. Its product is annotated as oxidoreductase, short chain dehydrogenase/reductase family. Lineage: Eukaryota; Fungi; Ascomycota; Eurotiomycetes; Eurotiales; Aspergillaceae. The transcript has 4 exons. The record is from RefSeq and is a predicted model, not a curated record. The coding region runs from base 45 to 773 and encodes 242 amino acids.